AUGAAGUCAUUUGUCAAACUUGCUGUCGUUGCCACCUUGAUGAUGGUUUUGUUGUUGUCAGCACAUUCAUCUGUUCUCGCCCAACAACAAGAAGAAACACCACAACCAAGUGUAUUUUUAGGAAAUUUACUCACUGAUCUAAAGUCAUUGAAUUUGAUCAAGUCCACUUCCGUUAAAAGAAGACAAUUCGAUAAGAAGGAAAUGAAUGAAUCCAUCACUAAUCUCGCUAGAAUGGUUCGUUAUUUACUCAUCUUGAAGGGACAAGGAAGAACUGAAGAAGUCACCAACUGGGUUGAUUCUUUAAAGAUGUCAAAGAAAUUCUCUCGUUCCGUUCGUUUUGUUAGAAAAUUAAUGAGAAAAUUCGCUAAAGAACAACAAGCUAAUGGACCAAAGUUUGUCCUCCCAGUCAAGGGUGUUGUUCAAACUGUUAUGAAGAAGGCUUUGGAAGAAAUGAAGACUUUAUUGGAACAAUCUGCAUCUGCUGCUAAACAAGAAGCUGUUGCUAUGACUACUACUAUUGCUACCCCAGCUCAACAACAACAACAACAAACUGUUGCUGCUACUACUGUUGUUCCAAAGCAAGCUACUCUUCCAGUCAACCCAGCUCAACAAGCUUGGUCUGCUGUUGAAAAGAUGGCUCACAAGAUGGUCAAGGUCACCAAGGUUACUGCUCCAACAACAACAACAACCAUCUGAUGAUGAAGAAGCCAAUCCAGAAGAAGCUCACCUCGUUUGGGAAGCUGUUGAACAGAUUGCUCACAAGAUGGCUGAAGUUGCUGGAGAACAAGAAGUUGCUGAACCAGCUGCUGAUGUUGCUCAAGGAUAAAUAAACCUAUUCACACAACUCAACUCUGACAA
Molecule: messenger RNA, 858 nt
Organism: Naegleria gruberi
Lineage: Eukaryota; Heterolobosea; Eutetramitea; Acrasida; Naegleriidae
Exons: 1
Coding region: 1-696 (231 amino acids)
Source: RefSeq, a predicted model, not a curated record